UCGUGCCGCCAUUUCGUCGCGAAAGAUGUCCGGAGUGACCGUAUUUAUGGCGUUCUGAAUUCGUUCUCCGUGGUUUUUUGUGCAUACCGAGCUGUGUUUUGACGAGAUUUCACAGAGAUGCAGCAGCCAAUUUAUCAGGACCAGCAGAGCGGGCAACAGGGUGCGGGUCAACAGAUGCUCCUGUGCCCCGUCAGAUUAGUAUACGAGACUCAAAUCUUGGUUCAACCUGGUGAACAAAUACAACCGAAUCAAACGAUAUUUAUAAACCCACACAACCCUCCGCCAUGGAUACAGAACAGACCUCAAAACAACGUAAUGUACGUCCAACAGAUGGCGCCCAACAACUUCAUGCAACAAAUUCAGCAACACUCGACGCAAAAUCCAAUAUACAUCCACCAGAACUACAACAACAUACAGCAAAUGAUACCGCAACAAUUUUUAUCUCAAGCACAACACAAAGAAGUGCGCACGACAAAUGUACAAAUGGCUAAUAUGCUGCAGAGAAAUCCAGCACAAACUUUGCAGCCUACCGCCAGUCCAUACAAUACCGGUACACAGAGCGAGACUACACAAAACAAUACCACGGCCAACUUCAGUGUAAUACCUGCAAACUACAUGCAAAAUCAAAUUAACCAAAACCAAAUCAAUUUCCUACCUACAAAUGUUAAUAACAAACAAAUCGUACAAAACGUACAAACUCCACCCAGACCGGCUGUAACGACAACGAACGUUAUGAACUUUCAAAGAAAUAUUGAAAUGCAGCAAAAUAUACCCAGACCAGUAGUUCAGCAAACGUUCCAGCACGAAAAUAAUAUGAUACAAACAUCGCUGCCACAGUCAAUAACAAUGGUUCCCAUCCAACCAACACAAUCGCUUCAAAGACCUAACGAUACACAAGAUCAAAUUACACAAAUACGACCAAUGCAAACAUUGGCCGCCAACAAACAAAACUUACCUCCAACAGGAAAUACAAUUACAAAUUCGACACACGAACGAAUAGUAAAAAAAAUAGCAGCAGUCACACCAAAAGGUAAUAUUACUGUAAACACAUUAGUUAAUACGGUACCAAAAAAUGUUCCUUCAUACAGUUACAGACCUAUCCAACCCAGACCUCAGCAACAAAGAAAUAUAGCACCCAAUAUAAUACCUACUAACACUCAGACACAAAUAAAAGGUCCACCCAAAUUGCAGCAGCCCUUAUCCUACAACGCAAACCCACAUACCUAUGUGAUGACAUCAAAUUAUACCAACACUGAACAGAGUAUGUUUAAUAGAAAGAGAAAGAGUGAAUCGCCUGAUGAGGUACAAAAGAAAAUGAUGAUCAAUCAUGUACCACAAAAGAAUUCACCCGUUGCUGUGGUCUCCUCAGUACAAACAAAUACUGUCAGUAGUAUUGGCGUAAAUACAAUGCCAAUGCAAAAAACACAUAAAAUGCCCCCAAAUAUUACCAGAAUCCCUAGUUUAAUACGUAACGAAGAAACUAUAAAAGAUAUACAACAAAGAAUGGAAGUUCAAACGGUCAAAGAAACAUCAUCGCCAAGUGAAACAGAGAAAUUAUUAAGGAAUACAGUAUUCACUCAAGCGAGAAAUAGAGUUUUAGCUGAUAAACAAGAAAUUAUUAGUACAAAUGUAAUAAAAGUCGAAACUAUCACUAGUGAUAUUAAAUCUGAAUCAAUACUUAAAAAGGAGCUUGAAAAAGAAACAGCCAAAAAUUCGGAAGAAAGUAAAAUGGAUGUAGUUAAAAACGAGGAAGAAAAUAAAAUAGAAUUAAUCAAUAAGGAGGAGGAAAGCAAAAAGGAUUUAAUUAAUAAGGAGGAAGAUAUUAAAAAACAUUUAGUUAAAAAGGAAGAAGAAAUCAGAAAAGAUUUAAUCAAAAAAGAAGAAGAGGAAAAUAAAAUAGAUUCAAUCAAAAAAGAGGAAGAAACUCAUAAAGAAGCAACCAAAAAAGAAGACACUAAUCCAGUAGUACAAACAAAAGAAGAAAAGAUUGGCAAAGAUGCAAAUGAUGUGAUAAAACCAAACAUAAGAGAAAUAAAUGUACUUGGCAAUAGUAAAUCAAAUGAUAAGAACGGUUUUGUUUUGACACAUGUACUUGACGGUUAUGUUAUACAAGAAUCUAAUAUAGCUUUCCCUAUCCGAAGACCAUUAAAAGAAAAAACACUGCCACCAAAUACAAUCACCGAAGUCAAGAAAGAUUCCAAAGAAGUCAAAACUGAAAACAACACCAAGAUGUUUAAUUUAUCAAAUUUGAAUUUAAACGAAGCCGAAGAAAAGGAAAGACUGGCUGAAGAAGAGGAAAAUAAAGACUGUAAAGAAAGUGUUAGUAAAAAAGAAAUCUCAAUUCCUAGCAACAAGAAAUUUAUCAUAUGUUUCUUUUCAGAUAACCCAUUUGCAGAACUUAAGACGGAAACAGUGAAAAGCUGGACGGUAAAAGAAUUGACGGAACAUCUUGUAAAAUAUGAAUGGGAAGAAACAGUGUCAGUGUUACUUGAACACGAAAUUGACGGUGAAUCUUUAUAUUUAGUAUCGAAAAACCAAUUAGUUAGUAUUGGUAUUAGUGAAGAACAUGCUGAUAUUAUCUGUGAUUUUGUUAAGAGAUAAAGUGUUUUAGGAUUUACGGACAAAAGUGCAAAGAAAAACAUGUAUAAAUUAAUUUUAAG
Messenger RNA from Papilio machaon (common yellow swallowtail), 2660 nucleotides. RefSeq names its product interaptin. Bases 118 to 2601 code for a protein of 827 amino acids. The record is from RefSeq and is a predicted model, not a curated record. NCBI's taxonomy places the organism in Eukaryota, Metazoa, Arthropoda, Insecta, Lepidoptera, Papilionidae. The transcript is spliced from 8 exons.